Messenger RNA from Nothobranchius furzeri (turquoise killifish), 1091 nucleotides. The record is from RefSeq and is a predicted model, not a curated record. NCBI's taxonomy places the organism in Eukaryota, Metazoa, Chordata, Actinopteri, Cyprinodontiformes, Nothobranchiidae.
GUCGGGAUCCACCUGCGGAUCGGCUCCGACUGGCAAAACGCCUGCAGGCUGCUGGAGAGCGGAGAGACGGGACCUCACUUCAUGGCCUCCCCUCAGUGUGUCGGCUACGACCGCCAGACCGCCCGCCCCCUCACCUCCACCAUGUGCCUCCCUGACCUGGCUGAGAUCCUCAGAGCCGUGAGGUUGUGGGUGAGGAAGACCUCGGCACGCUCCGUCUACAUCGCCACUGACUCGGAGUCCCACAGCAGCGAUGUGGAGAAGCUGUUUCAGGGCAAGGUAAAGGUUGUGACCCUGCAGCCAGACUGGGCCCAAACGGACCUCUACAUCUUAGGACAGGCCGACCACUUCAUUGGGAACUGCGUCUCAUCCUUCUCCGCCUUCGUUAAGAGAGAAAGGGACAUCCGUGGACUGCCGUCCUCGUUCUUUGGCAUGGACAAUCCUGGGAAAGUCGGCGGGAGAGAAGAACUCUGAGCUGACCCUCUCUUGAUGGAAGAUGGAGCCAAGGAGGCACGUAGAGAUCAAAGGGGCACCGUCGGCUAAAACCCACUUCCAGAGAAAUCCGACAUGAAGCCUCCUGCUGUGACGUUUACUGGCUCAUCCUGGGGCUGCGGCCAUGUUUUAGUCCAUGUGUGGGCCCGACUGGACCUUCUGGUCCGGAGAAAAAGGACCAGACACCGCGGACCCACUCAGUAUUGCGGACCGUUUAACGUUCACCUGGAAAGCUGAAACGUGUCACCGUCACCGUGAACGAUGAGCGAGUUUAAUAAACUUUCAUGUCAUUUUCAUUUGGAAAAGAUGUUUUUGUGUUGAAAAUUGAAAACAGCAUUUUAAUUAGUUACAAAUCCCAACGGGAAUGAUGUCACAUGAUCCGCUGGCAUUCUGUUUGUGUUGCUAAAUCUUCUCAGUGGCCCGCCCUGGGACUGGGAGGUGGGGGUUCGAUUCCCGGCCGGGUCAUACUAAAGACUUGAAGAAUGGGGCCCAACGCGCUGCUGGUCAGGCUAGAGACUUCCACCGACAGCAACGGGUGUUGAAACCACGUUAAUCUGUUCAAAGUUGUUAAAACAUUUCUAAUAAAAAAAUACAAAAAUAUA